CAGGAGGUGGAUAUUGAAGGAAGGGUGCGAUUGGUGAUGGAGAGCACCCUCACGGCCCGUGACAGGGUCGGAGUUCAGGAUUUCGUCCUACUGGAGAACCACAACAGUGAGGCAGCUUUCAUAGAGAACCUGCGACGACGCUUCCGAGAAAACCUCAUCUAUACAUACAUUGGCUCGGUGCUGGUAUCGGUGAAUCCUUACAAAGAGCUGGAGAUUUACUCCAAGCCGCAGAUGGAGCGCUACAGAGGAGUCAGCUUCUAUGAAAUCUCGCCUCACAUCUACGCCGUAUCAGACAACACUUACCGGGCCAUGCGGACUACAUCUAGGGAUCAGUGUAUUCUGAUAUCCGGUGAGAGCGGCGCAGGUAAAACGGAAGCCUCGAAGAAGAUCCUCCUCUACUACGCUGCUACCUGCCCGGCAAGCCAUCAUAUGAGCACCCUCGGAGACCGCCUGCUCCAGUCUAACCCUAUUCUGGAGGCAUUCGGUAAUGCUAAAACACUAAGGAAUGACAACUCCAGUCGGUUUGGAAAAUAUAUGGAUGUGCAGUUUGACUUUAAGGGGGUACCAGUGGGCGGCCACAUCCUGAAUUACUUGCUGGAGAAAUCUCGCGUGGUUCAGCAGAACCACGGAGAAAGGAAUUUUCACAUCUUCUAUCAGCUUCUGGACGGUGGGGGUAAUGAGCUUCUCCAGAUGCUGGGCCUUGAAAGGAACCCUCUGAGCUACCAGUAUCUGGUUAAGGGAAGCUGUUCCAAAGUCAGCUCCAUUAGUGACAAGAAUAAUUGGAAGGUUUUGAUGAAUGCCCUCUCUGUUAUCGGCUUCACUGACGAAGACCAGAAGAAUUUAUUGGACAUCAUCGCCAGCAUUCUCCAUCUUGGAAACACGCAGUUUGGAGAAGGAGAGGAAGGAGAAGCGCAUAUUACCACUGAGAUUCCGAUAGCAAAUGUUGCAAAGCUGCUGGGUCUUGAAGCCUCAUCCCUCAGUGGAGCUCUUACUCACAAAAAACUCACUGCCAAAGGGGAGGAGAUGAUCAUCCCACUUAACUUUGAGCAAGCAAUGUCUUCCCGAGACGCCUUAGCCAAGGCUGUCUACGGUCGGACCUUCACUUGGUUGGUGGAGAAGAUCAACCAAUCUCUUGCUCUCAAGGAUGACGUGGACCACAGCAAUAAAACCUUCCCUGUGAUUGGGCUUUUAGACAUCUAUGGCUUUGAGGUCCUACAGCGCAACAGUUUUGAGCAGUUUUGCAUCAACUACUGCAGUGAAAAGCUUCAGCAGCUCUUUAUUGAGCUCACCCUCAGAUCCGAGCAAGAAGAGUACACAACAGAAGGAAUCGCGUGGGAGAUGGUGAAAUACUUUGAUAACAAAAUCAUCUGCGACCUGAUAGAAGAGAAGCACAAGGGUAUCAUUGCCAUUCUGGAUGAGGAGUGUCUAAGACCCGGAGAGACGAGUGAUGAGUCAUUCUUGGAAAAACUGGAGGACACACUAGGCGGUCAUCCUCAUUUUGUCACUCACAAGCUAGCAAAUGGGAAGACCCGGAAGGUCAUGAGUAGAGAGGAGUUUCGGCUGCUUCACUACGCUGGGGAGGUUAACUACAAUGUGAAUGGUUUUCUUGAGAAGAACAAUGACUCACUGAACAGGACCGUGAAAGAGGUUGUGUGUCAGUCAGACAACCGGAUCAUAAGUCAAUGUUUCUCCAGAGAGGAAGUGAUGGACCAAAAACGCCCACAAAUGGCUGCAACUCACUUUAAAAAUAGCCUGUUGAAACUCAUGGAGAACCUCAUGACGAAGGAACCAUCAUAUGUACGCUGCAUAAAACCUAAUGAUGUCAAACAGCCAGGUCACUUUGAUGAAGUUCUUGUCAGACACCAGGUUAGGUACCUUGGCCUGAUGGAGAACCUUCGAGUCAGGAGAGCUGGCUUUGCUUAUAGACGCAGUUUUGAAGCUUUCCUGCAGAGGUACAAGCCUCUCUGUCCUGAGACGUGGCCCAACUGGUGUGGCAGACUUGAAGAUGGUGUGGCCACCCUGGUAAACCAUUUGGGCUAUCAAGAGGAGGAAUACAAACUGGGCAGGUCCAAAAUAUUCAUCCGUUUCCCCAGAACUCUGUUUCUGACUGAAGAUGCACUUCAAGCCAAAAAGCCAGAAAUAGCUCUGACUCUGCAGACAUCUUGGCGAGGCUACAGAGAAAGAGCCAAAUACAAACGAAUCAGACAUGCAAUCAUCGUGAUUCAAUCGGCGUGGCGAGGGAUGAAAGCGCGCCAAAGAGCUAGAAGGCGUCGACAGGCUGCUGAGUUGAUACGCAGAUUUAUAAAAGGCUUUAUCUACCGUCAUGAAGACUACUGUCCAGAGAAUGACUACUUCUUGGAUCAUGUGCGUUACUCCUUCCUCAUGAAGCUUAGCAAAAAUCUGCCCACAAGCGUUUUGGACAAAAGCUGGCUGGCAUCUCCACCUUCGGUCUCUGAGGCCUCGGAGCACCUGCGCAAACUGCACAUGCGCAACAUGGUGAUGAAGUAUUGCAUCAGGAUUCAGCCUGAAUGGAAGAAUCAACUGACGCAGAAGGUUGUUGCCAGUGAGAUCUUCAAGGAUCAGAAGGACAACUAUCCUCAGAGUGUCGGCAAACUGUUUUUGGACUCCAGGAUCGAACAUGAUCAGAUCAAUCUGAAGGUUCUGCAGACCCUUGGCAGUGACAAAGUGCAGUAUGCCGUCCCAGUCACAAAGUACGACAGGAGAGGUUUCAAGCCUCGCUCUCGUCAACUCCUCCUUUCCAACACAUUCGCUGUUCUGGUGGACAAGACCAAGAUCAAGCAGAGGAUCGACUAUGCGUCCCUCGGAGGUAUUUCGGUGAGCUCUCUUAGUGACGGAAUGGUUAUUCUGCACAUCCCCAGCGAGGACAAGAAGCAAAAGGGUGACGUUUUGCUACAUUGUUACCAUGUGAUAGAGCUAGUGACAAAAUUAGCCCUGAUAGCCCGCAUGUUGAACCACAUCAACAUCAAGCCUGGCAGCGUUAGGUUUGCAGGAGCUCGAGGCAACGAGAGCUUCGUCGAUUUCGUCAGGGGCCCCGAGCUAAAGGUGGCUAAAGGCAAAAGAGGACACCUGCUCGUGACUGCCCCUCGGAUCAACGCCACAUGA
This is a messenger RNA of Nerophis lumbriciformis (worm pipefish), 3123 nucleotides long. The record is from RefSeq and is a predicted model, not a curated record. NCBI's taxonomy places the organism in Eukaryota, Metazoa, Chordata, Actinopteri, Syngnathiformes, Syngnathidae.